Messenger RNA from Porites lobata, 1645 nucleotides. The record is from the annotation of a GenBank genome assembly. Lineage: Eukaryota; Metazoa; Cnidaria; Anthozoa; Scleractinia; Poritidae.
GGUAGAGCUUUGGUGGAGAACACUUUAGAGUACUUCCGAAUUCUGUCAGACUCUUAUUCGAGUAGCCACACCCUUCCACGAGAAGAGCCCAUUCAAGUGCGGUCUCCGUCACUCUACUUCACUCUUAACCGGGACUAUCGCGAGGGAUUCGCGGUACGUGGCUUGCAUUGCGGCCUGGGUGUGGUCAACCUACCCAAGGACUUUGGGCCGCUGGAUCUUUUGAUCGAGGGAAAUAAAUCCGCCUUGUUUGUUAUCGAUGCUCUGGUACAGUCAAAAUUUUAAACUAUUGUUGUUGUUAAGGACUUAAUUUAAGCCCCUUUAAGCCUCAAUAUACACACACAAAUUUUCCACAAUGAUCUUCAUAUAUUUUCUGUAAAGAACUUGGUGUUAGGGUUUGUAUAAGAUCAAAGCAUUUUCUUCUAGGUGAUCACUUUAAGUCUCAUUACCUUCUCUCUUGAUGAUGCAUUUAUUUUGUUAUAGAGAAAAUUGAUGUUGGUCAUUCUUGGGACUUCAUGAGUUAAGACGGAAUCCAUCAGGAAAUUGAGUAAUUUUAAUUUUCAGUAGACAAAACUUAGUGUAAUUACCGAUAACUAAUUAUAUCUAUAGCCCUUGAAAAAUGUAAAAAAGAAUGCGAUAUUGUUUCAGUUAUUCUGGUGGAAGGUUUUUUUCCACUGAAAAUUGAAUUUACUCAAUUUCCUGAUGACUUACGUCUUAAUACCCAUCAACUGCGUAGGUCCGCAAUGCAAAUACUAUGGUUCAAUUUUAUCUUUAUUUCCCCUUGGUUCACGUUCUUUUUCUUACGUAACCUUGCCUAGAAAAAAACGUUCUUGCCAAGGAUAUAAUUAAACGACAACAUAAGUAAAAAACGAACUUCAAAGUUGUUUAUUUCUUUAAAAGAUGCUUUGACGAAUCAGUGGUUAACUCGCGGGACCCGCGCACAGGUCCCAUAUUCUAAGCCGAAUGUUUUGUUUGUUUGUUUGUCUUAAGUUAGAAAAAAAAACAAACAAACAAACAAAUUGACGCAUAUGACUCUCCUUUGCAUGUUUGCACUAAGAAAGGAAACGGUCUCCGAUACUUUUCUUCCAUCAUUCGACAAUGCAAAUGUCUCUGUCAAGAAAGAUUGUUGAGAUCUAGAAACUUAGCUACCAUGCUAACGUGACGUCACGCUUCUUUCUAUAGAAAGGAAUUUACCGUGUAAAUUUCAUGUGUUUUUUCAUAACAGGCCAUGUCAACACCUAUUCUCCCAUUUGUGUGGACUAACUCAGUCAGCAUUAUCAAUAGUCACAUGAUCUCGUUAGACAUACGCAAUUACAGCACGCAAACAGAGCUGGAAAUCGUCAAUCUGACUGAACCGGUGGACUUGAGGAUAAGGAAAGGGAGCGACCCUCUAAAAACGUCCAAAGGAAAAGUAGAGUACUCCAAAACACUGGAGCAUAGCUUUAUUGUGACGCACAAUCAGAGCACAAUCAACAUAGAGGUAGAUGUGCUUGGGAACUUUACUGAGCAGCCAUCAUUAGUGGUGUAUCUAAGAAAAGGGCGACGGCCAACUAUGGAUGGAGAGGAAAACGAUAAAGUGCGAGUCAUUCCCCAAUUCCUUCUUGACAAAAGGAAAAACGUCAGUUAUUACACCAAUGAGGUGAGGUAG